Molecule: messenger RNA, 2322 nt
Organism: Volvox carteri f. nagariensis
Lineage: Eukaryota; Viridiplantae; Chlorophyta; Chlorophyceae; Chlamydomonadales; Volvocaceae
Exons: 15
Coding region: 1-2322 (773 amino acids)
Biological process (GO): nuclear-transcribed mRNA catabolic process, deadenylation-dependent decay
Cellular component (GO): mitochondrion
Molecular function (GO): 3'-5'-RNA exonuclease activity
Source: RefSeq, a predicted model, not a curated record
AUGGAGUCUGCUAGCGAGGCUGUUGUCGCGCUACCCAAGCUGGCCCUUCGCCUCUUCCAUCAUACAAUUCCCACCUACCCGACCCACUCCGAAACCCCGGACCAGGCCUUCGUCCGGGCACCCCCGGGGGGGGAUACGCUGGUGGUGACGGUCAGCAUCGGACCUAAGACAUACGCCCAAGACUGGCCCUUGGUCCCCCUCAGGGCUCGUAUGAGGCCCACCGACGAGCCCCUGGAUAAGGCCCUGACCCGCCUCGCUAAGAACCUCACGGCCAAGCCAUCCAAGAAGGAGAAGCGCAAGAAGCCCCCGGGCCCCUCCGCUGACACCUCCCUGGACGAGGGCGCCCCCGGAGUGGGGGCGGUGCUGUACGAGGAUCCGGAGGGGACACGUCCUCUGGACCGCACCCUCCCCAACGGUGUGGCCUGGCUGCGGGCUGCAUUGCUGGAGGUGGCGGGGGAGAGGUUCGUGGUGGAGGUAAACCCGCCCACAGUGGACAAGCUCUCCAUCGACCGUGUAGCUAUGGUGGGGUACUCCACUGCGGCCGCCGUAUCGCUGUCGUACUCGGACGCAAGCGCUUGUAAGUGGCGCUGGAGUGCCCAGCGGCCUGGCGGCAGUAGCGACGGCUGGGUUGACCUGGGCUGUAGCACGCAGUACUACACACCCACAGCGGCGGAUAAGGGCAGUGUACUUAGGGUGGAGUGUACACCGGCGGCCUUUCGUAGCCGCCGGAGGAGGUGUCAACACCACAAGCAGCAGCAGCAGGAGCAGCGGCAGCCGGGCGAUGGCAAUGACGGGAUGGCUGGGGGACCGGACUUGGAGAUGGCUACUGCCCCGGUCUCCGACGGGGCUGUGGUCGGUGCGGAGGAUGUGGUCGACAGCAGCGAGAUGGAGCUGUGGCUGGGGGAGACGGUUUCCUGCGUGACGGGCCCCGUGCAACAUGCAUCCCAGAACUGCUCCGCGACCAUCCGCUGCAUUCACACGCCCACUGCCGUACAGCCGCCCGGGUUCCGGAUCCUGUCGUACAAUAUCCUGGCCGACCAGUACGCGGGCUCCACGUACGCGCAGAACGUCCUCUUCAACUACUGCCCCCCUGAGUGUCUAGACCCCGGCUACCGCCGUCCGCUGGUGCUCCGCGAGCUGCUGGGGUACCGGGCGGAUGUGAUUUGUCUGCAGGAGGUGGACGAGAGGGCCUUCACGGACUUCUUCACGCUGCAUCUGGGGCUGCAAGGUUACUCCGGACACUACACCAACAAGCAGGGCCGGGUGCGGGAGGGCAGCGCCACCUUCUGGCGCACGUGCCGCUUCACCGCCCUGGCCCACAAGGACAUCCGCCUGCGGGAGGCCUUUGCGCGCCCCCUGCCACCCCUGCACGCACAGUUCGAGCCGCUGCUGGCCGCCAGCCCGGAGCUCACGGCGGCGCUUCAACAGGUCACCACCAUCGCGCAGGCGACGCUUCUAGCUCCACUGGAGGGGCAGGGGCACGGCGCCACGGGUGGUGGAGGUGGCGGUGGCUGUCUGUGUGUGGUGAACACACAUCUGUUCUUCCACCCGUACGCCCCCCACAUCCGCACCAUGCACACCGCCGCCAUCCUGGAGGAGGUGGCGGCCUUUCUGGAGCGAUGUGCCGCCGACCCGGAGCUGGCGGGGGCGCUGGGGCCCCGCCGACCCACGGUACUCUUCGUGGGCGACUUGAACAGCGACCUUAAUGACGGCAUCCCGGGUGUCAUCGAGCUGCUACGUCGGGGAAAGCUGCCCGCCGACUACUGGGACUGGGUGCAGGGCGCCGCCUUCAAAUGGGGCAUGGGUGAGGAGGAUGCGGAAGCCAUGGCCCAGGGUACGGCCCAGAUCGCUGCCGCCGCAGCAGCGGUAGCAGCUGCCAAACCUGCUGCAGCGGUGGAGGAACAAGCGACGCCGGCCAGCCCUGCUGCCGUACCUGGCAAUGGUUCAGCCGUGCCUCAUGCUGCGUCCCCCACCACAGCCGUGGACACGGCGUCGGCAUCGGCAUCCCUGAGCUCGUUGUUCGCGGCCGACGGCCAUGCAUUCGAUAGCGCUGCCGCCGCGCCGCAUUCACCUAUCGCCGUUACGGGCAUCGACAUCACCUCGCCGUUCGUACUGCGCAGCGCUGACGACUUGGCGACGCCGUACACCAACUACACGUCCGGAUAUAAGGCCCUUCUGGACUACGUGUGGUACGAGGAGUCCGCGCUGCGAGUGGUGCGGUCGGUGCCCAUCCCGUCGGAGGGGGAGCUGGGCUCCUUCAUCCCAUCACCCGCCUUCCCGUCAGACCAUUUAGCGGUCGUGUACGACAUGGAGUGGCGGUAG